AUGUCGUCGUUAGAACAAUCACUGGAUGCCAUCAUUGCUUCGAACAAGAAGCCGGCUCUGAAAAAGAAGCCUUUCAAAGGCACAAAGAAGACUGUCAAGCCUACCAAAGUUGGUAAGGCUGCUGCUGGCAAAAGUGCCAAAAAACCUAUCGUCCUCUCGAAGCCUGCGCCAGCUCCGGCCAGUGCUGUUGACUACGCGUCGAAGGUCGUUGUCUAUGGAUUACCUAAAGACAUCAAAAACGAUGCUGUCAAGGAAUUUUUCCAGUCGCAAAUCGGUGGUGUCAAGACAGUUUCGCUCUCCUACAACGAGAAAGGACAAUCUAAAGGUAUUGCCACUGUAAUCUUCCAGAAAUCGAAGCAGGCUCAAAAGGCUGUCGAGUCCUACAACGGGGCCCCAAUCGAUGGAGGAAAGACUACACUGAGACUCGAGCUUAUCGUUGAUCCAGCCAUGAAACCUCUCGCCUCAAGAAUCAUUCCAAACCAGGCUGCUGCUCCGGCUUUAUCUGGAAAGGUUGCCUCGCGUAAGGCCGCUCCUAAGAAGGUCAAGCCUAUUCAGAAGAAGGCCAAGCCAGCCAAGAAGGCUGCUCCAAAGAGGAAGAAGACUGUCGAGGAGCUGGACCAGGAGAUGGCCGACUAUUUCUCCUCCAACGACAAACAGUAG
Ogataea angusta is the source of this 660-nucleotide messenger RNA. RefSeq lists its product as uncharacterized. The transcript is spliced from 2 exons. NCBI's taxonomy places the organism in Eukaryota, Fungi, Ascomycota, Pichiomycetes, Pichiales, Pichiaceae. Gene Ontology annotation, molecular function: mRNA binding. Gene Ontology annotation, cellular component: nucleus. Gene Ontology annotation, biological process: mRNA export from nucleus. Bases 1 to 660 code for a protein of 219 amino acids. The record is from RefSeq and is a predicted model, not a curated record.